Adelges cooleyi (spruce gall adelgid) is the source of this 1207-nucleotide messenger RNA. Its product is annotated as gustatory receptor for sugar taste 43a-like. Bases 1 to 1164 code for a protein of 387 amino acids. The transcript is spliced from 5 exons. Gene Ontology annotation, biological process: sensory perception of taste. The record is from RefSeq and is a predicted model, not a curated record. Gene Ontology annotation, cellular component: dendrite; membrane; axon. NCBI's taxonomy places the organism in Eukaryota, Metazoa, Arthropoda, Insecta, Hemiptera, Adelgidae.
AUGUACGGGUUGUCCAAGUUUUUGUUGGCGCUGUGGCGGUUCUCGUUCAUAUGUCCGGUGGUCAAGCACCGAGCGGCCGACACAUACCGGUUUAGCCGGUGCUUUUACAUGUUCAACUUGAUCAUGCUGACCGUGUUCGUCGGCCAAAGCGUCUGGGCCGUCAUCUCGGACGUGACUUUCGGCCGGACGUUGCGCAUCAAGAGCACCACGACCACGGUGGUGACCGUCUUGCAGACCGUGUUGAUGGCAAUGUUGUGCGUGUUGGCCGUGUGCGGUUCGGCGGGACGCCACGAGACAAUGCUGGAGAUCGAGAGGCGGCUGCGCCGGGUGGAUAAAGCGCUGGGAAGCCUUCCCGACCAGCCGAUCGUCCGGUUCGGGGUCAUGCUGCUGACGUGCAACACGGCGUUGUACAUACUCGACGCAUACGCCUGGUACCGGAUCGACCAGCCCAUCACCGCCUACUGGGUGUUCUACGUGUACGAGCACAUUAGCGUGGCGUCAUUGUUGUUGUACGCACAAAUCACGUGGUGCAUAGGCCAGAGGUUCCACCGGAUCAACAGUCAGAUCGAGUACAAGCUAAGGGAAUGCAUAAAAAACGCGACGAAAAAACAGAUGAACCCCACACGCCAGCCAAUGGUUUUCGUCAACAAUUAUACCGACAUCAAUACAGUGUCUAUUGCUAAACUCCAAGAACUCCACGAUAGCCUUUGCAGUUGCAUCAAAAUGGUCAAUGACAAGUUCGGCUGGCAGUUGUUCGUAACAUUAUUUUGCAACUGCGUGCAUCUUAUAGUGACGUCCAACUUAAUGCUCGUCGAGUUGUUCUUUCCGGCCGAGGCAAACGCCAACACCGAUAUUUACUUCAAAUGCAUACAAGUCAUUUGGGUUUUAAUACAUAUAUCUCAUCUGCUUUUGAUAGUAUUACCUCCUUCGUACGCCACUAAAAAGGCUGAACGAACUGCCGUGAUCAUAUGUAAACAUUUAUCAAUGUCCUUGGAACAAGACGACAUGAAACAGCUGGAAAUGUUUGUUCUUCAGUCACACAAAGAAAUAAUCAAUUUUUCUGCUUGUGGAGUUAUGAGCUUGCAUAGAUCUACGAUUACUACGAUAGUCGGAACUGCAAUAACGUAUCUAUCGAUUUUAAUUCAAUUUAAAAACUCUGCAUAAACUCACGCCUCAUACAUAAUGUAAAACCGUUCGCCUAAUAGAA